This is a messenger RNA of Rhodotorula toruloides NP11, 2283 nucleotides long. Its product is annotated as mitochondrial carrier protein. NCBI's taxonomy places the organism in Eukaryota, Fungi, Basidiomycota, Microbotryomycetes, Sporidiobolales, Sporidiobolaceae. The transcript is spliced from 11 exons. Gene Ontology annotation, biological process: transmembrane transport. Bases 1 to 2283 code for a protein of 760 amino acids. Gene Ontology annotation, molecular function: ATP transmembrane transporter activity; calcium ion binding. The record is from RefSeq and is a predicted model, not a curated record.
AUGACGACGCCGCCCGACGAGGCAGAUGCGCCUCCUCCUCCUCCCCCGCUCCCCGACUAUCCCGUCCCGCCGUCCCUCGACCUCGACCCCGUGCCGUCCAAACACGAGCUCUUCACCGCGACGACGUCCUCUCCGUUCUCCGCCCCGCCUCCCGCCGAUGAUCCCCGAGUCUCGCUUCGACAUCCCCACUCCUCCUCGAACACCGUCAACCGAAUAGACGCCUCGCCCGAACCAAGCACAUUGAGCGAGUUUCGCGACUCGGAGGGCCCAGCCCGGCGGAUGACGCGCCUGCGGUCCCUGUUCGAGUCGCUCCCUCCCCCUUCUCCACCCUCGACCACCUCGCCUCUCCCUCCGACACCCGACGAAGCCCCGCCACCGACAGAAGACGAAGCGACACGCUGCGCACAAGAUCGGAAAGCCUACGCGCGCGAGUUGUGGCGGAAAUGCGGCGCCUCGGUCGCUGCGUCGGUUCCUCCUUCACCCACUCCCUCUUCCUCGACCGCGCCACCUCCCUCGUCCGACAACGAGCGCCAACGAACCGCUGCCCUUGCCGCCGUGCGAUGGAAGGCGUUCGAGCAGUACGCGGAGGAGAAGGAGCGCGAGUUGUGGCGCGCGUUCGUCGAGCUCGACCACGACGGCGACAUGCGGCUGCGGAAAGACGAGGUGCGCGAGGCGUGUCGCCGGGCGGGGAUCGACGUGCGGGACGGCGCGAUAGACGAGUUUGUGAGGACGGUCGACCGGAAUGGGGACGGCGCGAUCAGUUUCGACGAGUGGAGGGACUUUCUCCUGCUACUGCCUCGCCAAACGUCGAUGAAGGAGAUCUGGCGGUAUUGGCAGGCGAAGCGAUUAGAGCGGCCUUCGAUGAGCCGGCUGACGCAGGAUGGCGAUGUCGUGAUCGGACGAGGCAAGUCGGGGUGGAACAAGCUCCUCGGCAAGUCCACAGGCUCGUCCGCGUCGUCGACUCGAACACGCCCCGACGAUCGCGAAGCCGCGCAACGACUAGCCGACGCGACGAACCUGCACAAGCUCGAGCCGGUCAAUGACGAGCAGAAGUACGUCGCGGCGUGCGAGCGGUUGCGGGCUGAGCGGCGGAACAAGGGCAAGGCGCGCGCGAAUGCCGAAGCGGUCGCCAAGGCACCUGCGUCGUCGACCUCGCUCGACUUUGAGGAGAGCGGCGUGAUCGUGACGGACAAGGAGCGCGAGGAGGUCAAGCCGGCGACAAAGGUUGAGCAGGCGCAGGUUGCGACGGUGCGGGAAGAGGAGGAAGAGGAGGAGCACGAGCCGACGCACGACAUGUUUGCCGGCGCGGGCAAGUUUCUGCUUGCGGGAGGACUCGCUGGAGCAGUGUCUCGGACAGCGACCGCCCCGUUCGACCGCCUGAAAGUCUACCUGAUCACCUCACCCGCCUCUGCGCCGCCCAAACCCGAUCCCGCCGCCCAACUCGCCAAGUCGGGCAAACCACCACGUCCUGGCGCCGGCACGCUGGUCAACGCCAUUCGCACAGUCUACGCUCAAGGCGGUGGCAUCAAGGCGUUCUGGACGGGCAACGGGCUGAACAUCAUCAAGAUCUUUCCCGAAUCGGCCAUCAAGUUCCUCUCGUACGAGUCGGCGAAGCGCAUCUUUGCGCAGUACUGGGACAAGGUGCCCGACCAGACGCUCAUCUCGAACUCGAGCCGAUUCGUCGCGGGAGGAAUCGGCGGCGUCAUCAGCCAGUUCUGCAUCUAUCCGAUCGAGUCGCUCAAGACGCGCGUCAUGUCGUCGAGCGGCGGCUGCAAGAAGGGCAACGCGCUCAUCUCGCAGACGGCGCGCGACAUGUGGCGGUCAGGCGGCUUCCGCUUCUUCUUCCGCGGCCUGCCAGCGGGCCUCAUCGGCGUCUUCCCGUACUCGGCCAUCGACAUGUCGACGUUCGAGGGCAUCAAGCUCGCGUACACCAAGUGGGCGGGCGAGGAGCCUGGAAUCGCUGGCAGCCUGACUUUCGGCGCAAUCAGCGGCGGCGUCGGUGCAUCCAGCGUCUACCCUCUCAAUCUCGUCCGCACACGCCUGCAAGCGCAAGGCACACCCGCACACCCGCAGACCUACACGGGCAUCCGCGACGCCGCCUUCAAAUGCUACCAGCGCGAGGGAUGGCGAGGCUUCUACAAAGGCCUCACGCCGACGCUCGUCAAGGUCGUCCCCGCCGUCGCCAUUUCAUACGCCGUCUACGACACGUCGAAGAAGAUGCUCUUCGCGCAGGAGGAGCCGGUCUGCCACGCCCACGACGAAGACUCGACCGAAGAGUCGUAA